GUCAGCCAUGGCGGAUCAGAGAGUCCAGACGUGCGAUGUUUACAGAACGGACCCGAACCUGCCGUCCAGGUUCAACAACCCCGACUGUUUCAGUGGUUACAGUCAGAAAAAGAGUCACCCACUUUAUCGAACAUCAAACCAAACCUAUGGCAGCAAGAAACCAACUGUGCACGAGAUGCAGACUCAGUUUAAAGGGACCUCUCGUCAGUUUUCAGAGGUGAUGCUGCACAGCGGGAUGUACCGCGAUGAUGGCUUCAAUGUGUCUCUUGACAGGGCCAGGGUGACGAUUUCCACUUCAACCCAGAAAAACAGAGUCGACCUCCGUUACUACCAUCACUGUGUAAAUCAAUGCCAUGAUGGAAACAAGGGAUGAAACAGCUGUUAACUGUACUGCUGUUAAAAUAAACAUAUCUGAACUGA
Messenger RNA from Labrus bergylta (ballan wrasse), 420 nucleotides. It is a transcript of the gene pierce1, whose product is annotated as piercer of microtubule wall 1. Gene Ontology annotation, biological process: axoneme assembly. The record is from RefSeq and is a predicted model, not a curated record. Gene Ontology annotation, cellular component: axonemal microtubule. Lineage: Eukaryota; Metazoa; Chordata; Actinopteri; Labriformes; Labridae.